AUGGCUGCCAGUCGCAUGGCCCUCGCACGGGCACUCAUCGAGUACGACAACGACAGCGACGACGAGGACACCCGCAAGGACUGGCGCCAGUCGGCCAUCUUCAUCCCCUACCACAUAGCACAGCAGGAGGCCAGGCGCCAGCAGAUCCUCUCCCAGCCUGCCCCUGUGCUUCCAAGCCCGCUCGAGGCCACCUUUCCUGGCGACAAGACACCCACCGCCCCGGCCCACCGCGCCCCUUUGCCUCUCCCAGCCCCUCAGCAAGUCGGGGAUGGAGAAGACAUUGCAGACGUCAGAGACUGGGGGAUUCCUUCUCAUCUCGUAUCUGCCAAAGCCGGCCUCCCGCCCAGGCAACGCGUCGUCUCCCGACCAGUCCCCCACCCCGUACCCCCGCACACCCGUGCCCAGUCGCAACACGCCUCCGAGCACUUUCACGACGACCCGCAGCGCACAACACAUGGCGACAGGCGCGUGUCUCUGGAUCAGUACAGCAGCACGGGGCAGAAUCUGGAGAGGCGUGAGAGGAGUCGGACACUCGUGGGGCGUCCGCAUAGUGCUAUGGGCCUGCAGAAUACCAUGCGCCCAGAGGUGCGUGACAGAAGGAUCUCCAACCCCGUCAUGAUUCCUCUCCCCAGCUCGCCUUCCCCUACCACCACGCUCCUUCCUCUCCCCUCCCUCAGCCUGGGGUUUGACACGGGACUUGGGGAUGAAGAGGAGGUUAUUGAUGAUGGGCGGCCGAACCCCUUUGCGGUGGCUGCUCCGCGUCCGGAAAUGGGCUCUCGCUUUGACCCAAAGGUGCUGCAGGAACAGAGAAGGUCUAUCGAUAGCACUCGCAGUAUAGUCGCUCCUCGACCUCCCAGUCUUGCCUUGACACUUGACGGCAACCAGCCUCAGUCUUCCGACUAUCCCCGCCAGUCUUCAGAUCUGUCCAGUCGUCGAUCAACCGAUUUACCCCAUCUUUCCCGUCCUUCGCUGGAUUCCUAUCACUCUUCUCCCAUUCUCGAUUUCCCUCGCGGGGAAGAGUACGACGAGAUCCCUACGCCCCAAGCAUUCGGCCGCUCGCUCAUGCCUUUGCGGUAUGCUCCCAGCGCUGUCAAGCGUAUGAACCGCAACUCUCUCCGACCAACCAUCCUCGUCAUGCCCUCUCCCCUGGCCGAUGCACCUUCUGCAGGCUAUGAACAGAAAACCCGAGACGGAUUCGUCCUCGGCGAGAAGCCUCUACCUGCAGACGCCAAAACCCAAGGCCGUCGGCCCGGUAUCCCUCUAAGCCUUAGUCAACGCACGUUCAGAAGCAGUCUGAUGAUUGACGGGCGGAGGGAAGAUCCAGAGUGGAUCGGAGGGGCAGAGAAGGAUGGGGAGAUUGGGGUGGAGAGGCGGGAUACGAGUGAGGCGUUUUUGGAGAAGAAGGCUGGGAAGCUGUAUGGACAGAGUUUGAUGGAUGAGUUGGAAGCUAGGAAGAGUAAUAUGAAGGGGAGAUCAAGGACGUUCAUGGGCGAUUCUCGACCUGCGAUGAUGUCUCGCUCCUCCAUGCAUAUCGACUCUGCCUCCCUAUCACCCACCUCCCCAUUGUCUGCGACUAGUAAACGGCCUGGAUCAUUCCACCCCGGCGGCCGUCAGCCGCUCUUGCGUAUAAACUCGAACGAAGAAGACAUUUACGCGCUCGAAGCCCCGGGUAUGAACUCGAGGGAAAACAAGUCGCAGUCGGUCUUUGGGGUGGACCAUAUCUGGGAAAGGGAGAUGGUCAAGCUGCGGCAGCUGCAGGAGCAAGAGGCAAGGCUACAAAAGGCGAAUCAAGAGGAGAGAAGGAGGAAGGAGGAGGAGGAAGAAGGGAAGAAGAAGAAGAGAAAGAGUAGGGCCAAGUCCAAGUUGAGUGAAGAGUGGUCGAGGGAAGAUUGGGAAAAGGUGGAUGAUCCGGCCAAACAAGAGCCAAUUGUUGAGUCUCUGCAGGAGACAGCAAGUUUCAGAGAGUCGAUCAAGGAACGGGACGACAAUUAUUACAUCGCGGAAGGCUCUGUCGCGGGCAGUCCUACCCCCGAAGAGCCCGUGGUGGAAGAAGAUUCAGACUCUGACGACUCGGAGGCGAAUGUCCCUCUGUCAAAACUUGCCAACAAGUCUGCGUCACUACGCUCGCCCUCUGUCCAGAACGCGUCUGGGUCGGCUUCAAUCAUCCAAUCGAGCGCUUCAGCUUUGGUGGUAGAGGACGACGACUCGGACGAAGACGUGCCACUUUCCCGCCUGGCUCGCAAGUCACCUUCGGUCUCUUCCUCUUCUCAACCCCGUCCACCCACCACAUCUGAACCCCUCCGCCUCUCUCUCGGCUCCCCAACGCCUUCCAAAUCGUAUUCAGAAGAGUACGGCGCAGAAGAAGACGACUUGCCUCUUGCUAUCCGCCAAGCCCAAUCCAAGGGGCUGAAACCGCCCACAAGGGCAGAAGUGGUAGAAGAUGAUCUACCGUUGGGGUACAAACAUGCGGAUGUUGUGCAGCGGCAGAUGCAAAAGAGGAACGUCAAUGGGGUGAGCGCUAUGAGCGGGAUGAGUGGGCAGGGGAGCAUGUUUGGUGCACCGCAGAUGGGCAUGGGUAGCCCGUACAAUUCCGUGUGGGGUAUGCCCCAGAUGCCGAUGGGUCAGAUGCCUAUGGGAAUGCCCUACGGCCAACCUAUGGGCUACGGCAUGGGUAUAGGAAUGCCUUCGAUGGGGAUGAUGGGGCAAAUGGGCCAAAUGUCGGUGCCGAACCUUGCGGGGCCGGGGAUGAUGGCAGGUGAUGGGAAUGAGGGGCCUGCGGCGAAUAUCGAUAGCUGGAGGCAUGAGGUGCCGUUGGGAGUUGGGUCUGCGAGGUCGGGAGAGGGGAGUGUCUGA
Molecule: messenger RNA, 2853 nt
Organism: Cryptococcus wingfieldii CBS 7118
Lineage: Eukaryota; Fungi; Basidiomycota; Tremellomycetes; Tremellales; Cryptococcaceae
Exons: 3
Coding region: 1-2853 (950 amino acids)
Source: RefSeq, a predicted model, not a curated record